AUGAAUCAAGUGUCUCAAUCCAUGAUUGAAGUUCCAGAACGGUUUGACCAGGAAUCGCACAAUGCUUUAGAUGAUACUGUGACCGCAGCAAUAAUGAAUCGAUGUACAGUCAGUGAGGUUAUCGUGAAUGCGUUAUUUUCGCACACUCGAUCUAUGUAUAACAGAAGUAUCAAGAGACAAGAUCUUUCCAAGGAU
This is a messenger RNA of Racocetra persica, 195 nucleotides long. The record is from the annotation of a GenBank genome assembly. Lineage: Eukaryota; Fungi; Glomeromycota; Glomeromycetes; Diversisporales; Gigasporaceae.